AUGUCCAUAGCUACGCCAACCGCAAUCCCAAGAGAUCCCAUCAUUCCUCUUGUACUCCCAAAAGCUCCACAGCCAAAUUCUCUUCCUUUGCCAAAGUCCAGUCACUCUCCUGAGCGCAUGAAUCGUCGCCGCAAUCUACAACGCGAGAUGGAUGAUUUGAGUGAUGAGGAGAACGAGCUUGAAGAUGCUAAUACACUUAUACGGAUGAGAGGGUACAACUGGCUAAUACCUAUCGGACGACGUACAACGCAACAAGAAGAAAAGAAUGAUGCGGAGGACGAGACAGAUGAGUCUGAGGCAGGUCAGUCUGGUGCACCCGCUUCUUCUCUGAUAGGGGAAGGAGAUGGGGAAGGAGAAAAUGACUCUUCCCCUGAUCUCGACGCCAGCAUGGAGGAUAUGGAUGAAGGUGAUAUAACGGGGGAGACCGAGGAGGGCCUUACAGAGUAUGAGGAAGAACCAUCAGAUAUGUAA
Messenger RNA from Serpula lacrymans var. lacrymans S7.9, 471 nucleotides. RefSeq lists its product as uncharacterized. The transcript has 3 exons. The record is from RefSeq and is a predicted model, not a curated record. NCBI's taxonomy places the organism in Eukaryota, Fungi, Basidiomycota, Agaricomycetes, Boletales, Serpulaceae. The coding region runs from base 1 to 471 and encodes 156 amino acids.